AAUAAACUAGUUUUUUCGGUUUUUGUGAUUGCGUUAUGUGGAACAGAAAGAAAGAACAAAACAUUUCUCUUUUACAGAGAUCAAAGCGUAUUCAUAUCAGUACUGACAGCCGUGCUCGAUCCGUUCACACUUAUUUACAUUCAUCAUCAUCAUCAUCAUCAUCUGACUGAUCGCAGUAUAUGCACAGAAAUGACUCGGAUUUCGCUGUUUCUUUGUGCCGUAUUUUGCACAGCAUGCAUCGGAGUUAAAUAUACACCGGACUGGACGAGUUUGGACUCCAGACCUCUGCCCAAAUGGUACGACGAGGCGAAGUUCGGCAUUUUUAUUCACUGGGGGGUGUUUUCUGUACCUGGGUUCGGGAGUGAGUGGUUCUGGUGGAACUGGAAGGGCGCCCAUAAAGCAAAUUACAUAGCCUACAUGGUGAAAAACUAUCCACCAGGAUUCACAUACGCGGAUUUUGCACCUGACUUUCACGCACAGUUUUUUGACCCCGAACAGUGGGCGGAUGUUUUCCUAGCUUCGGGAGCCAAAUACGUGGUCCUUACUUCGAAACACCACGAAGGAUUUACGAAUUGGGGAUCCCCGAAUUCCUGGAACUGGAAUUCGGUUGAUAAUGGACCUCAUAGGGAUCUGGUCGCAGACUUGGGCGAUGCCGUAAGGAAGAGGUCUCUACAUUAUGGACUCUACAGCACUCUGUUUGAGUGGUUCAAUCCCCUCUACAUGAGUGACAAGCAGUCAGGUUUCAAAACCCAGGAGUUUGUUGUAAACAAAGUAAUGCCAGAACUCCACAAUCUGGUCAAUAGGUACAAACCAGAAUUAAUUUGGUCAGAUGGGGAUUGGGAAGCACCUGACACCUACUGGAACUCCACAGAAUUUCUAGCUUGGCUUUACAAUGAUAGUCCGGUCAAAGAUGUAGUGGUGACCAAUGACAGAUGGGGGGCGGGCUGUUCCUGUAAACAUGGAGGUUAUUACAACUGCGCUGACAAGUUUACCCCGGGGCAGCCUCCCAAACACAAGUGGGAAAAAUGCACAUCAGUGGAUAAUUACUCUUGGGGGUAUCGUCGAAAUAUGAUGUUGAGAGAAUUAAUGGAUUUGCCAUCUAUUAUAAAGGACAUGGUCUACACAGUGAGUUUAGGGGGAAAUUACCUGUUGAAUGUAGGGCCGACAGCAGAAGGCAUGAUUCCUCCUGUGUUUGAGGAACGUCUCAGAAGUAUUGGUGACUGGAUGAGAAUCAACGGGGAGGCCAUCUAUGCAACCGAGCCUUGGAAAGUCCAGACUGAGAAUGCUACUGUACCUGUCUGGUACACUUCAAAAGGCAGCACAGUGUAUGCCAUCUUUACCGCAAAUCCAGAGAAGGCCAUAUUUCAGCUCUCUACACCCAUAACAACUGACAAAACUGUGGUGACUUUGUUAGGUAACCCUGAGCCGCUGAAAUGGGCUCCUCUGCACAUAUCAGGACUCAUUCUUCUUCUGCCGGAUCUGCCUUGUACACCUGCUCAAGCCUGGACCAUCAAACUGGAUGGGGUCAAUUAAACCCAUUCAUUUACAAUCUCAUGAUUUUUAGAUGUUUAAAAUGGAGAUUGAAUCAAAUUUUUACUGCCUUAAUAAAACUGUUUGCUUAAUGAUCAAACAACUGACACAUCCAAACCAAAUAAACUACUUUUUUUAAAUGUUUAACUAUGUAAUUGAAUCAAAUUUUUACUGCCUUAAUAAAACUGUUUGCUUCAUGAGCAAACAACUGACACAUCCAAACCAAAUAAACUACUUUUUUUUUAUGUUUAACUAUGUAAUUGUGUUACUUGACCUUUACUUGAGCUUAGAAACAAUACACACUGAGCAAAACUAUUACUUCACUUUAAAGGGGACAUAUCAUGAAAAUCUGACUUUUGCUAUAUGUGUGUCUCCAGUGAUUCUAUCAUGCGAGAAAAUGUGAAAAAUUUCAGUAACUUCGUUUUGGUAAACCAUUCUCUGCAAGCAUGUGAAAAAAAUAUCAAUGAUAGGUCAUUUUGCUCCCGUUGUGAUGUCAGAGGGUGAUCUUAUUAUAAUAACACCACCCUUUAAUCUGCACUAUCCAACCAUGACACUGCCAUUUAGUACAGAGAGAAAGAGAGAGCUAGAGAGAGAAAUACUUUAAAGCACAAUUGAGAUUCAAUUUCAACAAACCACCAUCAUGGCGAUCAAUGUUUGCAUUUGUGUGUAUUGUUUCUUGGACCUUUACUUUUAUAUAUUAAUGAUCUUGUAUUUUCAAAUUCAAAAUGCUACUAUACCAACACUUGCUGCAAUUCAUCCCUCAGACAAUAUGAGACAAGUACAUUUCAUUAGGUCAGUAUCACAGGCACUUAUACUAGUCCCUUCAUAUAAAAAUAAUUAUGGUCAGAAAUUUUUGUUUUAUACAUGCACCAAAAUUUGGAAUGAUAUCCCAUCUAUCACAUGUUUCAAAAAGGCAUACAAAACUUUCUUCUAAACAGUAACACUCUUACUCACUGAUCAUUUAUAAAUUGUCCUAGUUUUGUUUGCACUGAUUAUAUUGUUGUUUUUAGUUCUUUGUAUUUGUUUCCCUUGUGUUUAAAACUGUUUUUUUUUAUUUUGUGUUGUAAAUUGUGUUUUUAUGUUCUGCAGAACAGGAACCUGCUGGAAACCAGUUUUUAAACCGAGUCAGGCUCAUUUAAAUUGUUUCUAAAUGUUACUUUUGAACCUUUUCUGUAUAAUAAAUGAAAUGAAAUUUCA
Messenger RNA from Paramisgurnus dabryanus, 2727 nucleotides. NCBI's taxonomy places the organism in Eukaryota, Metazoa, Chordata, Actinopteri, Cypriniformes, Cobitidae. The record is from RefSeq and is a predicted model, not a curated record.